Molecule: messenger RNA, 3445 nt
Organism: Scylla paramamosain (green mud crab)
Lineage: Eukaryota; Metazoa; Arthropoda; Malacostraca; Decapoda; Portunidae
Product: motor neuron and pancreas homeobox 1-like
Exons: 4
Coding region: 475-1830 (451 amino acids)
Biological process (GO): central nervous system development; regulation of DNA-templated transcription; spinal cord motor neuron cell fate specification
Cellular component (GO): nucleus
Molecular function (GO): sequence-specific double-stranded DNA binding; DNA-binding transcription factor activity, RNA polymerase II-specific
Source: RefSeq, a predicted model, not a curated record
CUGGCCAAUCGCGAGGUGGCGGAGGGCGUCCCCGGCGGCGGGCCAUGAGCCAAUGGGCGGCAGCCGGGGAUAAUGGUGGCAGGGUUUUCAUUAGUGGUACAAAUGGUGUGAAAUGGUGAUGUGAUGACGGUGAUGCCAGACGCCCGCCGCACCCCGCCGCCGACACACACGCCCGUGCCAGCCACCACGCCCAGGCUCUCCAUCACACCCGCGCCCGCCACCACGCGACCCUCCGCCGCGUCCUUCACGACUUUGCGUCCGUGCGCGCCACCAGGCACACACACCCUGUACGGACACCCGCAGGCUUCUGAGUGCCCAGUGCCCGGGGUGGAUAGACUGUGCCCACGGGUGAUGGUGGGGGAGGGCGGCUGUCUGGGUCACCAGCCGCGAUACUGACUUUCCGCCGCCGCCACCGCAGCCACUUGAGCCACCGCCGCCACCAGCACCGCCAGCGCCACCAGCGCCGCCGCCGGCAUGGCGAGCAGUGAGAGAAAGUCGUUCUGUAUAGAGUCACUGUUGUCACGCGAGGUGGUGGAGGGAGGCGGGCGGCGCGCCCUCAGCCCCGCCGCCCUUUCGCAUGAGGCCGGUGGCUCCCCCGGCCCAUCGCCGCCCCACAGCCCUCAGCCGCCGCCUCACUCCCUGGCCUCCCCGGCGCUGCUGGGACGCGCCUCAGGGGUGCUGGGGACAGGCACGGUGCCUCUGAUGCCUCCACACCUCUACCAGUACCCGGUGCCACCCGCCCUAUUUCCCACCGCUGCCUUCCCCCCAGGAGCAGCCUCUCCUCUUCUGGACGCCCAGGCUCUCUCUGCCCUCAAGAACGGUGCCGCCGCCCUUCCGCCCGCCGCCCUCGACUGGUUCGCCCGAGCGGGCCUCAUGUACCCUAGAAUACACCCAGACCUAGCCGGUGUGCCUCCCAGGAUCUCCGCUGACAACUUGUUUUACAGCAUGGGCCAACACAGCCUCCUGGGCAAGACGCGCCGGCCCCGCACCGCCUUCACCUCCCAACAGCUGCUGGAGCUCGAGAAACACUUCCGCGAAAACAAGUACCUGUCGCGGCCCAAGCGAUUUGAGGUGGCCACGAGCCUCAUGCUGACGGAGACCCAGGUCAAAAUAUGGUUCCAGAAUCGACGGAUGAAGUGGAAACGGAGCAAGAAGGCACUGACUGACACGCGCAAGGACGGGAGGAAGGACGGCAAGGAGAACUCAGGCGGGAAGGAAGAGCGAGGAACCGUGACAGGCGGCGGCAGUGGCGGGGGCGGGAAGGACUCCAGCACGGGGGACGUUGGGGUGACAGCGGCUCAUGACACCUCGCUGAGCGGCGGUGUGGAGUCUGAGGACGAGAUUGAUGUGCAGGAGGACACCGUGGGAGGCGAGGACGGCGUGAGGGGAGUGGUGGUCGGGGGCGGCAGGGGCGAGGAGGCCAUGUCCCCCGGCAGUCCAUCACAGCCCGCGGAAUCGUCGUCCUCCGCCGCUCCGUCACCUGACCCACGACGCUACGAGGUUAUGUACGACCCUCUACCACCACACCCGCACCCUCCACACCCCGCCCUUCACGUGGUGCCGCCCCCCAGGCUCCCCCCACCGUCACAUCCGCGUCAGGGGGCUCCUCCAUGUUCUCGGGGCAGUACCAGCACGUGCCACUCUCCGCCGCCCUCCUCACAAAGCUGCCACCUGAAGCGGAGCACCUCUACCGCCCCUACGUGUCAUGAGAGGCUCCCUCUGGCCGUGUCCCAUUUCCCCUCCCAUUCCCAGGGCCGCCGCUCUCGCCGCCCACCACCCACGCGAUGCUCUCUCAGCCCUUCGUCAGGCACUUUCAUCACCCGCCCAUAACACACCGCCACCACCUCUGCCGGCAGUACCACCAUCACCAGUUAUGCCUCGAACCCUCCCACACCAGUGCCACCCACGCACAAAUAACGUAGCGGCCCUAAGGACAAGGUUAUCUCGCCUCUGAAAUGUUCUAACCGCGAAUCAAUCUGCAGCUGUACUAAGACAAGGCUACAGCUCCUCUAGAACCACUAACACGUGCUAAUCAUGAAUCAAAGACCGUCGUGUGAGUGACAAAUGUGGACGUUCUCCUCCCGCUGCAGCCUGGUGGUCAGUGCUGGAGUGACGGGCCAUGGCUGAGCCAACUGUGUACGAGUAUUUGUACCUUGUCGGAGUGUGAGGUGAGGUGAUCGAACUCUCACAGAACUAUGAACAGGGAAGUGUGUGUGUGUGUGUGUGUGUGUGUGUGUGUGUGUGUGUGUGUGUACAUGACUAUCAAUAAGCGAUUAAGAAAAAAAAUUACGCCAACUUAAACGAGUUAAAAGAUUUGCAAGAAAAGUCGAGGGAAAAGUGCAAUCAUAAACCGGUGACGCGCGGCGGACAGGUCACGGGGAAGUGGUGGCGGUGUGGCUGACGACGCUACUGCAAACUUCCAAGGUUAUUCCUAAACAGACAAAACUAUAAAAAAAGUGUUUCCUAAGUGUACAUAGAAAAAAUAAGAAAACAUUCUAAUCUUUGUGUAUCUCGUCUUGUGCAGCAGCUCGCCUAGAUGUAUAGUGUACCGCUCUCAUCCCCCUCCCCCUCCCCCUUCACUCCCUCCUGUGCAUCACCCUCCUCUUCCUCAUUACUUCUUCCCUCUUACUUCUCGAUCCUUUUCUGCCUCCAUAUUUUCUUCUUUCUUUGUCUCUAUUCUCCUCUUCUACAUCCAGUUGGCAUCCCUUUCACCCGCCGCCCCCACAGUUUCCACAGACGGGUUUCAUCACUGUCCACGAGCAGACGCUUACACGACACACAUCUGCCUCUCCUCGCCAGACACACCUCCUGUCAGCUUCCCACCAAGGGCUUCGGAUCUUUGGUUUUGCUUUCCUAGACAACCUGCUUGAGUUUCACACACGUGGCUUGGCUAUUCAUGAGACACCUGUUAAGCCCCGGGGACACGCGUAACACACACACACACACACACACACACACACACACACACACACACACACACACACACACACACACACACACACACACACACACACACACACAUACACAUACACACACCGGUUUCCUUGAGAUUAUUUCACAAGUCUACAACACAGUUUCCAGUCAGCGGCCGAGACUAAACAGCAAGUGUCAUCGUGUUCCUGCCAGCCGCCCUGAGAGCACACUGUUCCUCCUGAACGUAGCAUCAGCUCUGUGGCCACACGCAUACAAAACAAACAAAUUACCUGUUAGGUUAACUUAAAGUAAAAUUAAAAUUUCUUACGGAUGAAUGGUCAAAUGUGGGAGAAGAGAGCCACCGCUAGGGCCGCGGCGUGCCGGUGCCCCUCAAGGCUGCCCGUCACGCCGGGUCGUGGCGGGGAUCACUUUCUCCGAGUCUACGGUUAUUACAUCAAAUUGUCUUUCUCUCUCUAAUUCCUCUCAUUCUCGUAAUUAUACAUAGUGAAAAAUAAAUUAAUAACUCACACUC